Nycticebus coucang (slow loris) is the source of this 2647-nucleotide messenger RNA. It is a transcript of the gene UCK1, whose product is annotated as uridine-cytidine kinase 1. The transcript is spliced from 6 exons. Gene Ontology annotation, cellular component: cytoplasm; cytosol. Lineage: Eukaryota; Metazoa; Chordata; Mammalia; Primates; Lorisidae. The coding region runs from base 792 to 1487 and encodes 231 amino acids. Gene Ontology annotation, molecular function: kinase activity; ATP binding. The record is from RefSeq and is a predicted model, not a curated record.
GCGGCACAGCCAAGCCGAGGAAGCCGCAGCUUCAGGGAGCUUCCCGCUGUCCUUGUUCACAGCUCUCAGGCGCCCGAGUCCUCUCUCGCCCCUUCGCAUUGAUAGCGGGAGCUGCGUAGCCUCUCCUGAGAUGGACUGAGACCCGCGAAGUGACAGCACCUGUUGCAUCGGAUGUCUGCACGUUACUCUAAUCCCGCCUGCAUCUAAUUUCAGCGUCAAGUAUUUAUGGAGUGUCAGAUGAAUUAGGAGCUGGGCUUGCAGCAGUCUCGACGCCGCGGGGAAAUGCACUUGAAGGGAUCCGUAUUUGCCUCGCACUUUCUCCACGCCAGGCGCUUGGGAGUGCGCUGGACCUUGGCGCUCACAGCCCACUUGGCGCGAGCUCAAGAGGCGCGGGGGGCCCCAAACGCUCCGGCAGGGGUCGGGUGGUAUCCGCGUUGUGAGCACAAGCUCGGGUGGCCAGCGUGGAGGAGGGGCCGGGGACGGGCGGGCGAGGCAGGGCCAGGGCUGCGACCUUGCAGAAACGGCAGUUACGGGUCUCUGCUGGGGCGGUAGCUCCACGUCUGACACCCCUGUACCUGGCGGCGAGGCGGAGGUACGCUUGUCCUCGGCCGCCGCUAGUCGACACUAGGGGCCGCCCCACGCCCCGAACGCAUGCGCAGUGGCAGCGGACUACGACUCCCACCGUGCCCUGCGCGCGUGCUCCCGGAAGUGGUCGUUCGUAUCGUCUCCGACCUCCGUGCUGGGGGCGGGCGCGCCGGCUGCUCUGGGGAAGGGGCGGGAACGAGGACCUGAUGCGGGGUGGGGGAGGCCGCGAUGGCUUCGGCUGGAGGCGGCGACUGCGAGGGUGCUUCGCCGGAGGCCGACCGUCCCCACCAGCGGCCCUUCCUGAUCGGGGUGAGCGGCGGCACUGCGAGCGGGAAGAUGCUUUUGAUAAUGAUUUGAUGCAUAGGACUCUGAAAAACAUCGUGGAGGGCAAAACUGUUGAAGUCCCCACCUAUGAUUUUGUGACCCAUUCAAGAUUAUCAGAGACCACAGUGGUCUACCCUGCGGAUGUGGUCCUGUUUGAGGGCAUCUUGGUGUUCUACAGCCAGGAGAUCCGGGACAUGUUUCACCUGCGCCUCUUCGUGGACACAGACUCUGACGUCAGGCUGUCACGGAGAGUUCUCCGGGACGUGCACCGGGGGAGGGACCUGGAGCAGAUUCUGACCCAGUACACCACCUUUGUCAAGCCAGCCUUUGAGGAAUUCUGCCUGCCGACAAAGAAGUAUGCUGAUGUGAUCAUCCCACGUGGGGUUGACAACAUGGUGGCCAUCAACCUGAUCGUGCAGCACAUCCAGGACAUCCUGAAUGGUGACAUCUGUAAAUGGCACCGAGGAGGGUCCAAUGGGCGGAGCUACAAGAGGACGUUUUCUGAGCCAGGAGACCAUUCUGGGAUGCUGACCUCUGGCAAACGGUCACACUUGGAGUCUAGCAGCAGACCCCACUGAGGACUGCUGGGUACUGUUCCCUGAGCCUCCUGGGGGACAGAAACAUGUGUUCAGGGACUAGGCCUGGAGAUGCCUCCUAUCCUGGGAAACACACCCACCGCUUCCUCUCAGUGUACAUCCGAGAGCGGCGUUAGGACCAAGGCCUCCCUUCUGAGUGGAAACCUGGACAUGUCAUUCAAACUGAAUUUGCUGAGAUAUUGACAAGGCAUUCCCAAAGUUUCCACCUGCUUCCUCAGGUUUCAGGUUUAAAAACCACUUGGGCCACUGAGAAAUGCCACAGAAUGUGCAGUAAACCUGUUUGCUUCUGCAAGGGAGGCAAGUAGCAUGUUGUCGGGGAAACCAAGGUAACAGCUUAGGUACCAUGGCUGGCCUGGUGGUAUUUCAAGUGAACCCAGAGAUAGAUUUUCUAGUUGGAUGUGGUUCACACGUAUAUGGAACUAAAAUGUUUUAUGAGACUUUUCAUUUUUUACGUGUUACAUGUCUUUAAUGUUUUCUAUUUUAUUCUGUAUCAUAGCACAAGGCUGGUUGUGACCUAUGAGCCUAAUUUCAUGGUUGCCAUCAAGAGUGGCAAACACUGAUAUGAGAAGCCACAGUAAGAUGGCUCCCUCCUCCUCCGUGUGUCAAGGGCAGAGAGGAGGCAGGGCUUCUGCAGUUCAGCCCCAGGAGCCUGUGCAGCGUGAGGGCAGCAGCAGUCAGGUCUCCUGGCUGGAGCCAAUGACAUCUGAGCAGUCCUGCCUGGGGCCAGGCCCUCCCACCCACCAACAGGAGUCCCAUACCACGGUGCUGUGUGGACCGGCUGCCCCCAGUGUGGCUCACACCCACACCCAGGGCAUGUGCUGGGUCUAGAGUGUGGAUACUUGUGGUUGGCCGGUUUCCCUCAUGCCAGUCCUGAGCCCACGGCCCUUAUAGACGAUCUCCUGUGUCUGUGUUGAAGUUUGUCUUCCCUCCCGCAGGAUGGCUGUUUCUAUAAAGUAUCUUCUGUCCUCGUCACCAGCCAAACUGCACAGGCAGCUCUGAGCUGCUUUUCCGUCCAGUGUAACUCACAGUUUACGCAGACUUGAGCUGAGGUGAGCUCCAGAGUUGGUUUCUGAAACUGUUAACAGUUUGUCAAGCAUAGACCCUUUUGGAGGGGGACCAAUAAAUAACAGCAAAUACGAACG